Messenger RNA from Solea solea (common sole), 1489 nucleotides. It is a transcript of the gene gramd2b, whose product is annotated as GRAM domain-containing protein 2B. The record is from RefSeq and is a predicted model, not a curated record. Lineage: Eukaryota; Metazoa; Chordata; Actinopteri; Pleuronectiformes; Soleidae. The transcript is spliced from 14 exons. Bases 73 to 1371 code for a protein of 432 amino acids.
CACAGUUCUCUGGGCAGCUUUUUCGGGACACGCACGACUAGUACCAGGACAUGUACAGGAAUAAAGUCUAACAUGAUGACGGAACAGUGUGUGAGCCAUCAGACGUCUCAGGACGAUGCCUGGAAGUGUAACAGAGGAGCCUCAAAGCAGGAGGAGAGGGAUUAUCACUCAGAUAUAGAGAACAUGGCUGAGGAGCAUCAGAGGAAUGGUAGGACGAUCAGUGAGCCUCAGCAGGCUGCUGAUCACGAACUCUACAGCAGGAAGAAACCAGCGUUAGUCAGGUCAAAGACCUUUGACCACUCUAUGCUGACUCAGGUGCAGACAGACCCAGACACCAAGACAGACCGGAAGAAGCCUCAAUACAGCCAGCUUUCUAAGAGCAACUGUCAGUACCAUAAAAUAUUUAAGGAGAUCAGCAAAGAGGAACAGCUGAGGCAGAGUUACACCAGUGCUCUGCAGAAAGACAUCCUCUACCAGGGACGAAUGUUUGUCUCCGACCACUGGAUCUGUUUCCACUCUAAGGUGUUUGGUAAAGACACAAAGAUCGCCAUCCCAGUGAUGGCUGUCACUCAGAUCAAGAAGACCAAAACUGCCAUCCUGGUGCCAAACGCUCUGGUGAUUGCCACGGCAAAUGACAGGUAUGUGUUUGUGUCACUGCUGUCCAGAGACAACACCUACAAGUUCCUGAUGUCCAUCUGUCUUCAUCUGGAGGAGAGGAGUCCAUGCAGCAGUCCCAUCCCCUCCUCAGCAGAGAGCAGCUUCAGAGGUCAGAGGACACCACUAUCACCUCGCUUUCCUCUGAGUUUUCCAGGUGACUUUACUGACCUGGAUGGAGCAGUGAGGCAGAGGAGGCAGGAGAUGGAGGAGGAGAGCAGCAGCUCCGAUUCUCAAACCCCCGACUACGACAAGAUAGCAGAAUUCCCUGUUCCUCCGUUCCUGGAUGUGCUAGAUCACGCAGACAGUUCAGUACCUCCUGAACAUCUGGACAGUCAGCACGUGGUGAAGAGCCACCGUCAGAAGCAGCAGAGCUCGGACAACAAGCAGCAUGAGACACAAGCUUCUGGAUCGGAUGUGACGAAUGACAGCAGGACUCUCAAACCUGUUUCUCUCAACACUCUGCUGUUUGUUUACAUGUUUCUAGUGUGUGUCCUUGUCCUGUCUUCCUGUUACCUGGCCUUUAAGAUCGUCGCGUUGGAGCAGACACUGUCGACACUCAGUGCUAUGACAGAGUUCAGUCACCCCAGAGAAAACAACUUUUUGCGAGGGAGUGCUGACUUGAACACUGAGUUUUUCUCUGAAUUGUUGACCAUCAACCUGAUUAAACUAGAGAAGGUGCAGAGGAAUCUGCAGAGACUGUUGGAAGAAGUAUAAAGAUCUUUAAAUAUUCUGUACAUAUAUACAGUGCCCUCCUAUAGUAUUGGAACAGUGAGGCCAAUUCUUUUAUUUUUGCCAUAGACUGAAAACAUUUGGGUUUGACAUCAAAAGAUGA